Messenger RNA from Dracunculus medinensis (Guinea worm), 366 nucleotides. Lineage: Eukaryota; Metazoa; Nematoda; Chromadorea; Rhabditida; Dracunculidae. The record is from the annotation of a GenBank genome assembly.
CUGUUCGCUUCUCAAACGGUUCUCCGCAGUUUUACAAAAAAACCGAUUAAAUGGCGGCAGAAGUUUUCCGUUGAAAUCGAUGCGUCGCAAUUCCAUCCAAGCGAACUCUCCGUGAAUAUUCGUGAGAACGAAUUAAUCGUUGAAGGGAAACAUGAAGAAAGGAACGACGAAAAUGGUACCAUUCAACGUCAUUUUAUUCGCAAAUAUGAAAUUCCAAGCGAUGUGCAAAUGGAUACAAUUGAAUCGAAUUUAUCCGACCACGGAGUAUUGAGUAUCAACGCCAGGAAGGUACCAUCAGACAUUCGCCGAAUUCCGAUUAAACCUUCGCCUCCAUCAAACGACAAUCAAAAAUUAGAUAUUCAAUAA